AUGCGUCUCUCAUUAAGUCGAUUAGGUAUGACCUGGGGUAGAAUUGGUCAACAACGUGGCAAAGUUGAAUAUACUCUUUCAGCAUAUGAACAAAAUCCAUAUGCUGGUGUUUUUGGUGAUGUUUCAUAUCGUUAUUAUUCUCGACUUUUUAAGACACUUUUCACAAUAUGGGUGCCAAAUAUCUUACUCGGAUACGGAGUUUUUACAUGGGCUAAUUGGGAAUAUACUCGAUGUCAGCGAAAAUUACCAAGUCAAUUUGCUGAUGAAAAACCACCAGAAAAUGAAGCCCAUGGUGAUGAUAAAUAG
Messenger RNA from Adineta steineri, 306 nucleotides. The record is from the annotation of a GenBank genome assembly. Lineage: Eukaryota; Metazoa; Rotifera; Eurotatoria; Adinetida; Adinetidae.